GGUAAUUUAUUUUACAAUACACAUUUCAAACCAAGAUCUUGCAUAUACAUAUCUCGUAACAUAAUGGCACAACCACUAACUCAAUUCUGUUCCAGAGACGUGUGUGCCAUAAAACUCCUCAGAACACAAAACUCAAGUCUACCGGAGAUAGUCCUGGCGUCCACCUACAUGGCGGCGGAGGACGAACCACCUCCAGUGGAGAUGAACAACCUCAUACGCUACUGCGAACGAGAAAGGCUCGAGCUGGUCAUAUCUGCAGACUGCAACGGCCAUCACAACCUAUGGGGAAUGGAAACCAACAACAAAAGAGGACUGGCAGCUCAACACAUAUCCAACUGGCACGUGUCGGACGAGCUAUCCUGCUCCGACCACAGGUGGAUUCGGUAUGACCUGACAGCUGACACCCAAACAUCCACACCUAGAAGAAACCCGAGACGCAUGGACAUAGCGGCGUACAAGGAACUUCUGGAAGGUAAACUACAUAAUAACACACACACUAACAGACCUAGCAAUACAAAGGAAUUGGAGGAACAGGUAAACUUACUUAUUAAAAACAUAACUGAAAGCUACGAAAACACAUGUCCGCUAUCGACUCCAUCAGCUAGAGGAAAAGGCAAUAACAAUAACAACAACAGCUGGUGGGGACCGGAGUUGGAACGAAUGAGAACAAAAAUGAGAAGGUUACUUAAUAGAGCAAUGAACACAAGAGCUGAAGAGGACUGGGACAGGUACAAAACAGCUAAAACAGACUACAAGAAAAGACUAAGAUACAGAAAAUCAGCCUCAUGGCGAAACUUCUGCGACAACAUAUCCACAGUAACUCAAGCAAACAGAACAAGGAAAAUCCUUGCAGACCAACCAAGACAACUACUGGGUACCCUGAGGAGACAAGAUAAUAGUACCACCAGCAGCCCAGCUGAGACAGAAAGGCUACUGGUCAAGGCCCAGGAUGCAAAGUAG
Molecule: messenger RNA, 960 nt
Organism: Cydia pomonella (codling moth)
Lineage: Eukaryota; Metazoa; Arthropoda; Insecta; Lepidoptera; Tortricidae
Exons: 2
Coding region: 64-960 (298 amino acids)
Source: RefSeq, a predicted model, not a curated record